CAUUUUAAACAAAUACUCCAAAGAGAAGAGAAAAUGAAGAAAUUGUUUGUUCUAUUUAUUGUAUUACUACUAUACUCGUAUGUUGCAGCUGAGUUUUUAUCGCCGUCAGAGUCACCUUUGGUUUCAGAGUCACCUUUAGUAUCACCGUCAGAUGCACCUGUGGUUUCAGAGUCACCAUUGGUAUCACCAUCAGAUGCACCUGUGUUGUCAGAGUCACCUAUUUUAUCACCGUUAGGCACGCCUGUGUUAUCUCCAUCAUCUGAACCAUCAAACAAUGAUUGUGCUACUGUAAUUUUCAGCAUGUUCGAUUGUCUUUCCUUCUUGACAGUCGGGUCAAAGGAUCGUAGUCCAACUAAAUCGUGCUGUGAUGGUGUUAAAACAGUUCUUGAAUAUAAUCCUAAUUGUCUCUGCAUUGCAUUGGAGAGCAGCCGUGACAUGGGAUUUGAGUUAAUUAAUAGAAAAGCUCUUGCCAUGCCUUCUAUUUGCAAUAUUUUCAUUAAUCCUCAUUGUGAUGUUGCAUCAAGUCCGACUGCAUCAAUCUCAACACCAGGAACAACUACGAUUUCUCCAUCGGAACCACCUACAAAUCUAUCACCACCUGUGGUUAUGACCCCAUCACCGCCAACGGUUACAACUUCGUCACCACCAGCGGUUAAUGCUCCAUCACCACCAACGUUUACGACUCCAUCACCACCAACGUUUACAACUCCAUCACCGUCUGUUAAUCCUUCACCACCGGCGGUUAUUACAUCACCGGCUAGGACUGCUUCACCACCAACGAUUACUCACUCAUCACAGUCAUCACAAGCGAUGACUGCUUUGUCACCUGCAAUAAUUGCUCCGUCACCAUCUAAAUCUGGAGCCACGAACUUGUCCAUAUCCAAGCUAUUCCUUAGGAUCGUCACAAUUUCUACUUUUGCUUAUGUUGUUUCCUUCAAUUUAAUUUAG
Brassica oleracea var. oleracea is the source of this 948-nucleotide messenger RNA. RefSeq names its product mucin-2. The record is from RefSeq and is a predicted model, not a curated record. Lineage: Eukaryota; Viridiplantae; Streptophyta; Magnoliopsida; Brassicales; Brassicaceae. Bases 34 to 948 code for a protein of 304 amino acids. The transcript is spliced from 3 exons.